Molecule: messenger RNA, 396 nt
Organism: Fraxinus pennsylvanica
Lineage: Eukaryota; Viridiplantae; Streptophyta; Magnoliopsida; Lamiales; Oleaceae
Source: the annotation of a GenBank genome assembly
AUGCUUAAGCUAGAUUCACAGUUAGGUGGAUUAUUGUCAAAAGAAUCAUCCGAAGAGGAUUUUACUGGAAAGACCGGACAGGCUAUAGUUCUCAAACUUCGAGGACUUGGCUCGAAAAGGAUAGGUCUAAUUGGACUUGGAUCUACUACAUCAGCAAUUGCAUCUUAUCGCAAUCUUGGAGAAACUCUUGGGCUGCGUCUUCACGAAAGAUAUCAACAAGGCAAUGCUGAUAAGCGAUGCUAUGGAGGCUGGGACGAUUCAGAAUUAACUCAGCUCCAGCACGGUCUUAAGGACAGUGGAAUUGGAUCACAAGGAAUCACCAACAGCAUUGACAUGAUGACAAAGGUGAAGAGCACUGUGAUCAAUUUGUCAACUCCUUCAUACACUAUGGGAUAA